GUACUGGUACUGCUGGAGUAACUCUAGCAUCUAAGUGGACCAAGUGGACUCUUCCCUAAACCAAAUCUGCAUGGCUAAUCCUCUACACGCCUCAACGGUUUCCUGCCCUCUCCACAUCUCUGAUAUCAUCGUCGAUUUCAGUAAUUCGAUAAGGAAAGUAAGGACAGACGUUUCGGUUUUCUGACCCCAUUGUGCUUUCUCAGGGGGAUACAUUGUCCUUACAUUUACAGUGCCGAACCUUGUUUUUACAGGGGAUGAGGAUCGAAGUCAUUCCUUUCGACACAGAUGACAUAUUCAGCGUGUAUAACGCAAGUCAAAGUCAAACACAAACACAAAAUGUAACAUACACUAAGAUCCACAGAAAAAUCAGAAUCAAAUUCGACCUUUCCGAGAAUACUUCAACUGAACAGGCUGAGCAGUCUGUCUCUUCCGGUAAAAACCUUGAGCCCCAGUCCACCGCCGGAAUAUUUCAGAAGUGUCCUCGGUUCCGAAUUCUGGUGGUAAUGACUGGCGUUGGCAAGUCAUCACUAAUUAACCACGUUUUUGGAGUGAGAAGAACGAUCGUUGCGCACGAUAGGCCAGGCCAGGCCAGCAUCGACGAUGAGUCCUUCUCACCACAGAACACCAGGUUUGUUCUCCACCAUAGCGAAGGUUUUAAACCAGGGCGAGAAGACAACCUCGAUCUUGUCCAAGAUUUCAUUCGCCGUCGGAGCGCAAUGCCUGAUUUGAAAGAUAAGCUGCACGCUGUUUGGCUUUGUUUGCAGACACCCCCUGCAGGGGAAUGUCUCCUAGACACGGGAACAAAGAAUUUCCUCACAUGGACAACGUUGGAAAACAUUCCCGUUAUCUUGGUUCUUACUAAAUACGAUAUGCUCAUCAAGCGAACUCCAGGUGGAAGCUCUCUGAGCUACGAUGACCACAAGGAACUCGCUAAGAAGAACGCAGAAGACGAGCUGCAGAAUACCUGGAUUGGACCUUUAAGGCAAUUUCCAGGGCUUGAUAUUCCCCGCGCUACGAUAUCUACCGAAGAUGACUACGAGGAGACAUUAACCCACCUAAUCCAAAUAACUGAAAACUGCGUCGGUCGGCAUUUUAUGCCCGAGGCCGCGACGAUACUCUUCAUCGCUCAGCGAGUGGAUCCUGAACUCAAAAUAAAGGCAUCGAUUGAGGUUGGCAAGCAAAAAUAUUGGAAAGCGCUUGCGUCAUGCCCAACGUUCGAGAACCGCACAAUGUGGGAUUGUCUAUAUGUGCUUCACACUGACAUCGCCAAUGUAUGGAACUUCUGUGACCCUCAUCAUUACUUGUACAGUCAAGAGUUCAGGAGAUUGAUGGUGAACAUGGUCGAUAUGCUAGAAGUUGGACCUACGGCUGAUUCCACCAAGACCAGAGCUUUUGGGUUAUCCAUGUUAGGCACUAUUACGAGCAUCGUGGCGGGACCUGCGGUUCCUAUCGCAGUACCGAUCCCAACAGGUACCACACUCGCCGUAUGGACUUAUGAUAUAUACCAGAUAUCCUACGCGACGCUUCAGCGCUUCAUGGCCUACAUCAUUCACUUGACGCUUGUGUUGCAGACACUUUAUCUUGUGUCAGAAAGCCAAGAAGUCACUCGAAGGUCCAUCAAGCUCGCGGUCGCUUCCUACCUCGCCUCCCCAAUGAGCGAAGACGUUCUUACUUCGAUUCAAGAUUAUGGUAGGCUAGCGACUACCCUGGAACACGCGAACGACGAUACCUUUAAUAUAAUAUUUGACGUGUAUACGAUCAAGGCAGCAGAAAUGUCCAAACUUCGGGCAAAGAUGCUCCCUGUGGAUUUGUUAUCGGACAAACCAUGGUAAAUUACAUAAAAAGUCGUGGCAUUUGAUUGUUUCUUUCAUGGAUAGUUAUGCGCGUGGUCCGAGUACUGACGUGAUUGCAGCUAGUGCUCGCUUGUACUAUAGAACUGGAUUAUGGCCGAUCAUAACACUGUAGCCCAUGAUAUGCUGUAUUCUAUUAAUGACAUGUACUUACUGCUAGGGUGAUGCUUACAGUAGUGCAACCAAAGAACCAAAUAGAUGAUAGGUAUGGGGAUG
Suillus discolor is the source of this 2066-nucleotide messenger RNA. RefSeq lists its product as uncharacterized. NCBI's taxonomy places the organism in Eukaryota, Fungi, Basidiomycota, Agaricomycetes, Boletales, Suillaceae. The transcript has 17 exons. Bases 255 to 1832 code for a protein of 525 amino acids. The record is from RefSeq and is a predicted model, not a curated record.